Molecule: messenger RNA, 984 nt
Organism: Fragaria vesca subsp. vesca
Lineage: Eukaryota; Viridiplantae; Streptophyta; Magnoliopsida; Rosales; Rosaceae
Product: chorismate mutase, chloroplastic-like
Exons: 6
Coding region: 1-984 (327 amino acids)
Biological process (GO): chorismate metabolic process; aromatic amino acid biosynthetic process
Cellular component (GO): cytoplasm
Molecular function (GO): chorismate mutase activity
Source: RefSeq, a predicted model, not a curated record
AUGGACGCCACCAAGAUGUUACAACCUUCAGUCUCCAACAUUUCAGCCUACACUACCCUAAAGUCCUCCUUAUCAAGACCCCUUUCGCAUUUGGUCUGCAAGACCAUUUUUGCAACCUCCUGCCAUAGCUUUGUAUCCAAUCGAGGAAGAAAAUGGACCCUGCAAGCUUCUACAUCUCCAUCAUACUUCAGGAGAUAUUCAGAGAAGAAGAGAGUAGACGAAAGCGAGAGCUUGACUCUCGACAGCAUAAGGCAAUCUUUGAUUCGCCAGGAAGACGACAUUAUAUUUUGUUUUUUGGAGAGGGCACAGUAUGCUCACAACCCCAAUACUUAUGACCCUAAUGCUUUCUCUAUGGAAGGAUUUCAUGGUUCGCUGGUGGAGUUCAUGCUCAUGGAAACUGAAAAGCUCCAUGCUCAGGUUGGCAGAUACAAGAGUCCUGAUGAGCAUCCAUUCUUCCCAGAACACUUGCCUGAGCCAUUGCUUCCACCUCUGCAGUACCCACAGGUUCUACAUUCUUGUGCUGAUUCGAUUAAUAUAAACCACCAAGUUUGGGAUAUGUAUUUUGGAAAUAUUCUUCCCAGCCUAGUCGAACAAGGAGAUGAUGGUAAUUGUGGAUCAGCUGCUGUUUGUGACACCCUUUGCUUGCAGGCACUCUCGAAGAGAAUCCACUAUGGUAAAUUUGUCGCAGAGGCAAAAUUCCAAGAAUCCUUUGCAGCCUAUGAGCCUGCGAUUAAAGCAAAAGACAGGGCUAAAUUGAUGGAGUUGCUGACAUUUAAGAAAGUGGAAGAAGGUGUCAAGAAGAGAGUAGAGAUCAAGACAAGAACACUUGGCCAGGAAAUCAAAAUCCACCAUGAGGAAGACGAUGCUACUCCUGUGUACAAGAUCAAGCCAAAUCUUGUUGCAGAUGUGUAUGGGGAUUGGAUCAUGCCUCUCACCAAAGAAGUUGAAGUACAAUACCUGUUGAGAAGACUUGAAGAUAGUUAG